This is a messenger RNA of Pantherophis guttatus, 909 nucleotides long. The record is from RefSeq and is a predicted model, not a curated record. Lineage: Eukaryota; Metazoa; Chordata; Lepidosauria; Squamata; Colubridae.
AUGGAUGACUGUUUUGAUUGUCCAGAAGAUCAAUAUCCAAAUGAAAAUCAGGACUACUGUCUCUCCAAAGUUAUAACAUUUUUAACCUAUGAAGAAACCUUGGGGGCUAUUUUAGCCAGUUCAGCUCUUUUCUUUUCUUGGGUCACAAUUGGAAUCCUUUGGAUCUUUAUUAAGCAUCAGGGCACACCCAUUGUCAAAGCCAACAAUCAGAACCUCACAUACACGCUCCUUGUUGCUCUUCUGUUAUCAUUUCUUUGCAUUUUGCUAUUCAUUGGGCAACCCAACAAGAUGACAUGUGUCCUUCGCCAAACUGCCUUUGGUAUCAUUUUUUCAGUAGCCAUUUCUUGUGUAUUGGCCAAAACAAUUACUGUGGUUCUGGCUUUCAUGGCUACCAAGCCAGGGUCCAAAAUGACCAAAUGGGUGGGGAAAAGACUAUCCAUAUUCAUUGUAUUGUAUUGCUCAUUUAUUCAAGGAAUUAUUUGCACUAUAUGGCUAACGACUUCACCCCCAUUCCCAGAUACUGACAUGAAUUCAGUGGCAGAAGAAAUAGUUCUGGUCUGUAAUGAAGGAUCCAAUUCUAUUUUCUACUGUGUCUUGGGUUUUUUGGGCUUCCUUGCCAUUGUCAGCUUCAUGGUAGCUUUCCUAGCAAGGAAAUUGCCAGAUACUUUCAAUGAAGCCAAGUUCAUAACCUUCAGCAUGUUGGUCUUCUGCAGUGUUUGGCUAUCCUUUGUUCCAACAUAUCUGAGUUCAAAGGGAAAAUAUAUGGUUGCUGUGGAGAUCUUCUCCAUCAUAGCCUCUAGUGCUGGGCUAUUGAUUUGCAUCUUUGCCCCCAAAUUUUACAUCAUUUUGUUGAGGCCUGAUUUGAACAGAAAGGACCAGCUAAGAAGACCAAACAACAGAAAAAUAUAA